AUGGAGAUUCUCACUAUUUACGCCUCUGUCGCAGGAGGUAUACUCCUGAGUAUUGUGGUAAUAAGAGCUGUGAUGUAUCUCGGACCAUGGAGCAUCGCAGUCAAAAUCCUCAUCGCUAAGCAUAUUACAUAUCCGUAUUUUAUCGGCCGGCAUGCACUUCUGGGCCCUUGGACACGAGCCGGUUCUCUUAUGCAUAUUAGCUAUGCGGCGCUCAAUCUUGUUCUUAUCUUGUUUAAAAGCGCAUCUAUCAGCGUAGCUGGUAAUCGAGCAGGGACGCUAUCAUUGAUCAAUGCUGUAUUCUUGGUAGCAUCCUGCUGUCUGAGCAACAUAGCUGAUCUUUUUGGGAUUUCCCUUCGGAGUUGUCGACGUAUUCACCGGGCGGUGGGUUGGAUGGUACUGAGCUUGGUAUCAUUGCAUAUCUUCACGAAGCUGUUGAGUCAGCAAACCGAGAGUAUAGACGGAAGUGCUCGAAAGCUCUUUGCUAUUAUUGGUGCAGGGAUUCUGGCAGCGUUGGGAUUCUUUUCAUUGCCCAUUUUCCGAAGGAUAUCUUACGAAUGCUUCCUUCGAGCUCAUCAAGCACUUGCAGUGGGUAGUUUGUAUUCUAUCUGGAGACAUGUCUCCGGCAAAAACCUUUUUCCCCGUCUCUAUAUAUAUGUUGCAAUUGGUGUUUCGGCCUGCACCUUGUGUUUUAACCUAGCUCUUUUUCUCUUUAGAAAUGGGCUGUUUUCCGGUAAUGGAUGUCCACGAGCAAGGAUCACCUGCCAGGUUGACAAUAUUGGCAAUGAGAAAUGCGAAGAAACGACUAAAUUGGCACCAAUCAAGAUUUGUAUUUAUCUACCGAGGCCGAUUACUGUUAUGGCGGGGCAAUAUAUAAAUUUGUGGCUCCCGUCAGUGAGCAUAUGGUCAUGGGCGCAAACACAUCCUUUCAUGGUAACAUCAUGGUUCCGAGGAAGACAUGGCAUGCUUGAAGUUUUAGUAGAGCCUCAUCAAGGCCUAACGAAAACUUUGGCACGCCGGGCUAAUCUAAUGGGGCCAGACGGUUUCUCUUGCAUGGCGCUUUUUGGUGGCCCACAUGGGAUAACUGAGUCUGUAGAAAACUACGAAAGUGUGCUAUUGGUGGCGAGCGGGAUGGGGCUUGCGGCUGUAAUUCCUUACGUGAAGUUGUUGAUACAUGGCUACAACACUUGCACUUCCUUUGUUCGGCGGAUACACCUAAUUUGGCAGGUCGAGGCAUUAUGUAUUGCUAUUUCAUUGGAGAAUAUAUUGAACGACCUUCUGUCGGAUGAUGUCCUUGAUGGUGGCUAUAUCCUCGAGAUAUCGGUGUUUCUGGAAAAUGAAUCCUUGGUGAAAGAGAAACUACCAUUUGGGAAACAUGGGCGUGCCUUUCUUUUUGAAGGAACCCCAGACUACCCCAAAAUCAUUGCGGACGAAGUUUCUGGGGAAAGGAUAGAGAGAUUACCAAACAUUCAAGAUGAUCGAGGAAAGGCAUUAUUACUCGCAUCUACCAGAGCUGAUCUGCGCGACGAACUAAGAGACAUUGUCAGACCUUAUCUCUGCCAAGGGUUAAUGAUGAGUGAACUCGAGUAUCAACCAUAA
Messenger RNA from Penicillium longicatenatum, 1596 nucleotides. RefSeq names its product ferric reductase family protein. NCBI's taxonomy places the organism in Eukaryota, Fungi, Ascomycota, Eurotiomycetes, Eurotiales, Aspergillaceae. Gene Ontology annotation, biological process: intracellular iron ion homeostasis; copper ion import; iron ion transport. Bases 1 to 1596 code for a protein of 531 amino acids. The transcript is spliced from 5 exons. The record is from RefSeq and is a predicted model, not a curated record. Gene Ontology annotation, cellular component: plasma membrane. Gene Ontology annotation, molecular function: ferric-chelate reductase activity.